AUGGCCAGCGGGCAGCAGCCGCCGGCAGCCGCGGUCCUCGGCCAGGCCCAGGCCUCAGCCCCCAGCAGCAGCAGGCUACAGACGCUAGAAUGGAAACAUACUAUGAUUAUGCACGCCAUAGGUGACUCCGGCGGCCACCAGCGCCUUAAGGAGCUUCAGCUUGUCGAGUCAAUGAAGCGGGACGCAUCAAUCACUGGGAUACUUGCAAAGGGUGCCAUGGGAUCCUCAAGACUUCGCCCAUCCAGAUCUUCACCAGGACCUGAAACUUCUCCACGGCGUCCUUCACAUCAUCUGGAUUGUCAGGCAUGGCCACCUUUCCUGCCUGAUUCAUAG
Miscanthus lutarioriparius is the source of this 333-nucleotide messenger RNA. The record is from the annotation of a GenBank genome assembly. NCBI's taxonomy places the organism in Eukaryota, Viridiplantae, Streptophyta, Magnoliopsida, Poales, Poaceae.